GUACCACGUGCCGUCCUGGCCGCUCCCCGAGAGCCCUUCCCGAAGGCCCGGAGCAGCUGCUGUAAAAUGUCGUGAGGGACGUCGCUGCUUUGCGGCCGCCUCUCUCAGAACCGGAGCCCGGGAGUGCCCACCGCAGUCAGCGGUUCCUUCAGCGGGGUCCUCUCCACGGAGGGCGAAAGCGCUCGGCGCGCCGCGGGGUUUUUCCGUGCGCCCGCGAGUGCUCCGGGCGAUGUGAACUCGAGGCGGCUGCUGUGCUUCCCGGUCCGGGCGCUGAGGUGGGCCGGCGGGAUGGAGGAGAACAUGGAGGAGGAGGAGAUGCUCACCUACGAAGCAAUGAUGGACGACCAGAACCACAACAACUGGGAGGCCGCCGCAGACAGCUUCCGGCAGCCUCCGCCGCCGCCCUCGUCGUCCAUCCCGGAUCCUGGCCGAGAAUCCCCGGGGGGCCAGCUGCUGGCUGUGCCCGCGGGCUCCGUGGACAGAAAGGGCCCUAAGGAGGGUCUCCCUAUGGGGCCUCCGCCCUUGCCGGAGCCCAACGGGGUGAUCAUGAUGUUGAAGAGCUGCGACGCGGCCGCUGCGGUGGCCAAGGCGGCCCCUGCCCCCACCCCCAGCUCCACCAUCAACAUCAACACCUCCACCUCCAAGUUCCUAAUGAAUGUUAUAACAAUUGAAGAUUAUAAGAGCACAUACUGGCCAAAAUUAGAUGGUGCCAUAGACCAACUUUUAACCCAGAGUCCUGGUGACUAUAUACCUAUAUCCUAUGAACAGAUUUACAGCUGUGUGUAUAAGUGUGUGUGCCAGCAGCACUCUGAACAGAUGUACAGUGAUCUGAUUAAAAAGAUAACCAGCCACUUAGAGCGAGUAUCCAAGGAGCUGCAGGCCAGCCCUCCAGACCUCUAUAUUGAAAGAUUUAAUAUAGCUCUGGGACAGUAUAUGGGAGCAUUACAGAGCAUCGUGCCUCUUUUCAUAUAUAUGAAUAAGUUUUACAUAGAAACUAAGCUUAACAGAGACUUAAAAGAUGACCUUAUAAAGCUGUUUACAGAACAUGUUGCAGAGAAGCACAUUUACAGCCUAAUGCCUUUACUUUUAGAAGCCCAGUCAACACCAUUUCAGGUCACACCUUCAACUAUGGCAAAUAUUGUGAAAGGCCUGUACACUCUCAGACCAGAGGCGACCAGUCCCGAAAGAGAGCUGGGGACGAGUUGGCUUAUAACAGUCCAUCUGCUUGUGCAAGUUCCAGGGGGUAUAGAUAGUAACUGUUUGAGCGCCUUUUCUCCUGGAGAGGAGGCCCUGGAGCUGCAGAAACUGUUCCAGGCACCACGGGGCCUGCACCACUCAGGGGCUCUGUCAGGCUGUUCUCAGAGAGAGAGGAUGCUGCACUUCUUUCUUUGAUUUUCAGUUUUUAAAACAAGAACUAACAAAAACAAUUGCUGCUAGACUUGGGGGUGAUUUUGAAAUGGGACAAUCUUUUAAUGAAUUAUCUACAGAGCAAGUGUCUUGGAGAGUGGCCAUUGCUAAGUGAAGCCCAACGUUCAAAUCAUCUUCCUCCAAAGAUGCAAGAAGGAAAGAAUCUCUUUUUUCUUUUUUUUUUUAAGCUCUUGUCUUGUUCAUUUGUGGACUUGGCGCAUGGUGUCUCAUGUCAAGGUAUCUUUGCUUUAAAGCCAAGCAAAUGUUUCAAUACAGUGUUUUCAUCCAUGCUUCAAACCUUUUUAAAAUUCAGAAUGGUCUCUGUUUAGCAUUAGCCUUGUAAAGGAAAAUGUUAACAAUUGUGUUCACUGUAACUUUCCCCAUCAUUUCACAGUCUCAACUCUGUGCCUUGAGCUUUGUGCACUUUGCUUCCAUGUGACCAUGUCAUCAAACUCACAAUGCUUUCUGGAGAUGUUGCUAUCCCAAACCAGCCCACCAUGGCCCCUGUUGUAGCUUUGUGUUUGUAGCAGGGCCAGAUUGAGAAAAUGGAAGCACUCGAGGCUGGCCAGAAUUCACCCUACUGUCCCAGUUCUCAUGGGGGUCAAUUCUUGGUUUCCUUUCUGCUAUCACCUCACCUGAUCUCAGCCGCUAGUGUGGGUGGAACCUUGGUCCAGGGCUGUGAUUCCUGUAGAGACUGCAAUAGUGGUAGCUACUCCUUGGGUCCUUCUAGAGACUAGUAGUUACUAAAGCCACAUGUGGUGAGUAGUUAUUGGUCCAUCUCAUUUUAACGGGUGCAUUUAGUGCUUGUAAAAGGUCAGCUCUGCCCUGCGUCUUGGAAACAUCAUGUUUGAUAUUUGAGUGCAGCAGGGAGUUUGCACUGGUGAUUGAAGGCUCUCUUUAGCUGUAUUUUCUAUUUCACUACACCAGCAGUACUCUUUAGUUCGUCACAAAAAUCAGAAGCUUAUUCUAGUUGUUUUUCAGUGGUAAACAAAAAUACACAUGCAAGGGAAAAAUAUUUUUCUUCUCAAUUUUGCUUGACUGUGAAGUGAGCAUUGGCUUUGUGCCACUAGGCGCCAUCUGACAGCAAUGCUGACCCUUGAGAGACUGCCCCCAGGACACUACUGUGGACUCUGUGGGCAGAAGAGCUAGAAAAGGGGCAGUGGGGACAAGAUCUUCACCCAGUAGCAGUCCUGUAUUUGCAAACAGUGGUCUGGGGAAGGGAUAGCUAAGAGCUGACAGCUUGGUUCUCUCGGUACUUCUCAGCAGGCUUUAGUUGGCUUUGUUUCAUUUGAGUUGUAGUGAAGAACUCUGAGAAGGGACAGGCCGGCCGUUAUGGCCCACACAGUCUUUUCUGCUCUAAUGUGAAGGGAACUUUUCAUUUUAUCAAGAAACCCAAAAGGUUACUUUUCUGAUGGAAUACCUGCCACAAAGUUGUCAAUAUCAUUUGAAACUGGUUUCUUUUACAUGGCUUUAAUACUUUGGACAGUAGUAAAGUUGGAACAUUUUUUGAGACAUAGCAGGUAAGUGUCUUACUUAUACCCUCCUCUCCCCGGGGAGAGAGUAAUUUCUUUUUCCCACAGAGCUUUCUCUCUACAGUUGUUCUAUCAUGUGAGUUGCCAUUAGUGUGGGUGCUUUUGUGUUACUAAAUUAAUGGAGAAAUAGUCACACUCAUUCUGCUUUAGCACAGAGUACGUGGGGAAAAGCCUGUGACAUUCUCUGAGUCAGCUGGGCACCACUGUGCUGGGACUGAAAGGCAUGGGGAAGGUGUAUGCGCUCUUGAUGUAUAAAACUUACUUGGGGUGAAAUUGGGCUUGCUUAUUAAUUAAAAUCUUGACAGAAUUCUUAGCCCCCAGUUAUGAGGAAAUAAAAUCUGUUCUUUCCCAUCUUGUAUUUCCAGAAAAUAUUUUCUUUUGUGUUCUUGCCAGUAUAAUGUGCAGUUUUCCUACCCCUGCUGAGGAGUGCUUUCUCAAUCAGACUCUUAAAGGCCAAAUCAUGUAGAUCAGUUAGCCAUGCAGUUGAUUCGGCUAAACUGGCUAGUGUGUACAUUUGCCAAAAGUAGGCCUAAAGAAAGCCAGGACAGUCAUCUUGAAAUAAUGGUGUGUCAAAGUUACCAUGAUUGUGUUAGGAGAUAGUAUGCAUUUUAAAGGUUUACCUUGCACUUCAGUGACCUCUGGGUUCAUACCUGCACCCUGACCUGACAGGAAUUAUUUUCUUGGGGGCAGAAAGUAAAAUAUGGUGGUGUGCCUGUUACCUAACAGGUCCUAGGAAGGGUUAGUAAGAAGAAACACACCUGGAAGUACAAAUUGUGCAUUAUUAAAUUUUCUGGAGAAGUCUUUUUUCUGGUUCCCAUUACGAGCCACUUACUCUCCCUUUGGCGAGGGUGAAGUUGGUUUGUGUGUAGGUGAGACUGCAGAGGAAUGGAUGCCCUGGUCACGACACUAUACAUGUCUCGAGUGCUGAGGCCUGUCUAGCUGCUGCCCCCUGUAUGCUUUCUGUCAGGUCCUGUGGAUGAUUUCUCAGGGACAGUUCACAGACUCCUCACCUCAGUGUGCAUCAAAGCUUGUCAGCACACGAGCUUUCAAACCUACUAGCAAAGGCCAUGGCGAGCUUGCAAACAGCUAUAGGUAAUGGGAAGAGGUGCACAUAGUGUUCAAAUGCCCUUCAGACUCUCUCAGUAGCCGGAGUAAAAACCUUCCAGAUUUUGUCUUAUUGAGGCUGUGGGCAGCUUCCUCUUCUCUCUUCUUCUCUUCUCUCUUGUUGUCCCUCUCACAGUAGUUAUUUCCAUGGUUAAUAUGCAAGAGGAAUUGCCCUUGAGCUAAAAUUUAAUUGUUUAUUAAGCAGCCAUCAUUAAACUAAAUAUUCUGUGAAUACACACUAAUCGGAGAUAAUAAGAAACAACUAAAAAGCAAAACAAAACCCUGCAUUAGCUGUCCAUCUGUUAAAGUGUUUAGAGGUUUUUUUUUGUUUGUUUGUUUGUUUGUUUUUUUUAAUGGUGUGUUUUUUAGCUUUUAGCUUGGAAUGUUAUGUUUGCUUUUAAGUAUAGGUCUCUUAAAGGGAUGUUAAAAUUCAAGGUUGGAAUGUGUCACCCUUAACUGACAUCUGAAAGAAGUGGAGAGGACCUUUUCUGUUGUGAUAAUUGUAACACUUUGUAUUGGUUCUUAUGUGUUGCUUAAAUAUUGUGACUACUAAAUUCAGUAAGAAUGGGUGUUCUCUGGUGUGUUUGGAUGAAUGUAUGGCAAUGCUCUUGAUUCUUCUGUGUCUUAUUUGUCAAUGUUACAGCCAUGCAUUUUUGGAGAAAUUAUUUAAAUGUCAAGUCUUGGGAAACUGUGGCUUAAACAAAUGCUUAUAUAAAGGCAAAAAGCUUUUGCCACCCACCAGCAUAGCAGAAUGACUGAAGCAUUGCUGUCUAGUCUUCUGACAAUUUGAAGGCAAAUCUGGCACUGUCUUUUGCCCCCUACUCAUUCACAGAACAUGACUGAAGUGCUUCCUGAGCUGGAGUACAAAGCUGCUGGCCUGGGCUCUCUCCUCAUAAACAUUUGGUGGAUUUUGAAUCACUCCUCUGUACCAGGUGUAUAUUCUUAUUAUAUAACAUUGUGGUUAAUGAAAAAUAAAUCUUGUACAGAUGUCAUUAAA
Messenger RNA from Psammomys obesus (fat sand rat), 5040 nucleotides. RefSeq names its product CDK2 associated cullin domain 1 (gene Cacul1). NCBI's taxonomy places the organism in Eukaryota, Metazoa, Chordata, Mammalia, Rodentia, Muridae. Gene Ontology annotation, biological process: ubiquitin-dependent protein catabolic process. Bases 289 to 1392 code for a protein of 367 amino acids. The transcript is spliced from 8 exons. Gene Ontology annotation, molecular function: ubiquitin protein ligase binding. The record is from RefSeq and is a predicted model, not a curated record.